This is a messenger RNA of Rhodofomes roseus, 1890 nucleotides long. Its product is annotated as iron permease. NCBI's taxonomy places the organism in Eukaryota, Fungi, Basidiomycota, Agaricomycetes, Polyporales, Fomitopsidaceae. Gene Ontology annotation, molecular function: transmembrane transporter activity. The coding region runs from base 172 to 1836 and encodes 554 amino acids. Gene Ontology annotation, biological process: transmembrane transport. The transcript is spliced from 11 exons. The record is from RefSeq and is a predicted model, not a curated record.
CAUGAAUAAAGGCCUUGUGCCUGUGUCUGCAUCCCGUUUUCACUUCUCGCUGCUGCCCCUCAGGGCGUUCGUAUUGGGCAUCGUGUACUCUUUCAUUUAUUGUCGCCUCCCGCUCAUUUUGUGCUUUCGCUUUGCACGUUCGUAUCAUCAUCCCUGUUCGCUCUCGCUGCGAUGGCCCCCAGCAUGCACAAUGAUUCUGUGGUAACGUUACCGGUUAUUCAGCAGUACAAGCUGGUCGUGGAUCCACAAACAACCGGUCAGGAGAGACAGCCUCGAGAUGCGAGUUUCUGGCUCGUCUUUCUGGGUAUCGGAUUCGCCACCAUGAUCACUGCUCUCGAAUGGUCUGCAGUCUCAAAUGCACUACCCACUAUAGUGCAGGAUUUGCAUGGCUCGUCGUUCAUAUGGGUCGGCUCGGCUUAUACGCUAGCGGGAACGGCUUUCAUUCCUCUCAGCGGAGGCCUCUCACAGAUCUUCGGAAGACGCAUCGUUGUUCUGUCGUCUCUGGCGAUCAUGGCCCUAGGCAGUGCCCUAUGUGGGUCUGCGCAGAGUAUGACGCAUCUUAUUGCUGGAAGAACCGUCCAGGGCCUCGGUGGCGGCGGCAUCUCCGCGACAACUGCCAUAAUCAUAUCUGAUCUUGUACCUCUCAGUGAGCGUGGUCUGUAUAACGGCCUAAUCGGAAUUGCUUGGGCGAUGGCCGGCAGUAUGGGACCUAUUGUCGGCGGUGCCCUUGCUCAGAACGGCCAGUGGCGGUGGCUCUUCUAUCUCAACCUCCCAAUAUGCGGAGUCGCGGCCAUCAUUAUGAUAUUCUGUCUACGUGUUCAAACACCUCCAGGGACGCUAAGAGAGAAGUUGCGCCGGGUUGACUGGCUUGGCACGUUCCUGGUCAUCGCUGCGACUGCGGCUUGUGUCAUUGGACUGACUUGGAGCGGCAUCCAAUACUCUUGGACCUCCGCGCCAGUGCUCGCGCCUCUCAUUAUCGGGAUAGUUGGGAUGGUGGCGUUCAUUACGUAUGAGUGCAUCUUCCCGGAAUACCCACUUGUGCCCUCUGCUUUGCUGUCCACGAUAACUGGUAUCAGUGGCUAUAUGCAGACGUUCCUCUUGCCAAUAGUGAUGAUAGGAAUCAUCUACUACAUCCCAGUAUACUUGCAAGCAUGCAAGGGGGCCUCCCCCAUUGGCGCCGGCGUAGACAUGCUAUCCUUCUCUUUGAUCGUUGCACCCGUUGGGUUGCUGGGAGGUGCGCUCGUAAACCGCACGGGGGGAUACCGAGCGCCACUGUGGACGGCCUGGGUGGCCCUUAUGGUAGGCACGGGCCUGCUCAUUACUUUGGACGCGGAUACCCCGCUUGGCCACACCAUCGGUUUCAUCGCACCAUGUGCUUUGGGCUGUGGACUCCUGGCGUUCUCGACGUACUUCCCGGUACUCGCGCCGCUGCAUGUUUCGCAGAAUGGUCUCGCCAUUGCUUUCUUCAUGUUCCUCCGUAACUUUGCGAUGGUCUGGGGAGUAACGAUCGGCGGAACCGUCCUCCAAAACGAGCUCCCGAAGCACUUACCGGCUGCCUUCGCUGCUCAAUUCCCGGAGGGCACAGUCAUUGCGUACGCGACCAUCCCCACCAUCUCGAGCCUUCCGGAGCCGCUACGGACAGAGGUUCGCCAAGCCUUCGCAGCCAGCCUCAAGGUCGUCUGGGAAGUCCUCCUGGGGGUUGGUGGCCUCGGGCUCGCCUCGAGCCUUGCGAUGAAAGCGCUGCCUUUGCACACAGCCGUGGAUGAUAAAUGGGCGUUGCAGCAAAAGGAGAAGGGGAGCGUUGACAGCCUCAGCACUCUUGGUACAGCGGUAUAAGGGUUAACUAUCCGUUCGUUCCACAUUCAUUGUCACUUCGCACUGCUACCAGGG